Yamadazyma jaroonii is the source of this 921-nucleotide messenger RNA. NCBI's taxonomy places the organism in Eukaryota, Fungi, Ascomycota, Pichiomycetes, Serinales, Debaryomycetaceae. The record is from the annotation of a GenBank genome assembly.
AUGUUUAGCUCAUUACUAUCUAAACCAAAACACUCCGUUUAUACCAAAUCCAUACAACUAGAUACAAAGAAGAACACCAAUUCCAAGGUCAUAGUGGUACCGAAUACUUCAAAACAAACUCAAACUAUUGAUAAUCAAUCAACUAAAACCAUAUCGAAAUAUUAUCUCAAUGAUGAUGGAACAUUGAAUUACAAUCUAACAAUAUCUUCUGCCAACAACGAUAGAAAAUUUCAUAGCAGUUAUGAUGACACCAUACCUUUGAAGAAAAAGUUUCCUAACCUCAAGCACAGUUUUCCUAAAUAUCAUCUCACUAACAGUUCUGAUGACUCGGUGAAAACUUGUAUAGAAGAUACAAAAGCUAUUAUCAAUAAAAUUUUACAGGAGAAAAUGGGUAAUGGUGAGGAGGUUGACGAAGACGUCAUUAAAUAUGAAACAAAUAAUGUUGAGGAAAGAGGUAGAGAAAGAACUAUUCAAAUUAAACAGAAAUCUAUUGAUCCAAUGUUACCACCUAAACACAAAUUGAGAAAGAACAAACGACAAGAAACUUCACCUCCACCACCAAUUUUGAAAACCUCUGAUGUCAAGGCCACCAAAGAAGAUCAAGAUAAGUGGAAGAUUCCUAGUUUAGUGUCGAACUGGAAGAAUGAUAAAGGGUUUAUUAUUUCAUUAGAUAAAAGAGUAAUGACUACCAAUAAACCUGAUGCCUCCAUUAAUAUUGAAAAAUUAAGUAACUUAUCAUCAGCUUUGGACCAAGCAGACAAACAAGCAAGGGAAGACAUCAAAUCUAGAAAUGAAGAAAGAAAGAAGUUGGCAGAUGAUCAACAAAGACAAAAAGAUUUGAAAUUACAAGAAUUAGCAGAAUUGUCCAAUAAACGGAAGUAUCAUGGAGAUGAUAGAUAUAACAAACGAAGGAGAGAAUAA